AUUGGGGAUGGGACUAGAGGCAAAGGUACCAGAUGACCUGACAAAGUAGACUAGAGAGAGACAGAGAUGUGAACGAGCUUACAUAGGGCAGGAGCGGACCCUGUGUCCCUGACAGAGGACUUUGCAGAGUUGCAAUAGGUUUGAAUGAUGCUGAGCUGGACUGAGCAAAACAGCCCUGUAAGAAUAUAGGAAACACCACACAGAUGAAGCAACCCCAGCAGUGAGUGUAGUGAAGAUGCUGGGUAGGGGUGGAAAAACAGUCCUGUGGGAUGGAAAAUGCUCACUGGCUUGCAGACAUCACUGGCUGCAGUAUCAGCAUUAAGCAGCUCCACCCUGUGCAACCCCAGAUAACUCCUGGGAAAUCCUGUGACUGUUUUAGCAUCAAAAGAACUUGGGAACAGGAUCAUUUUAUCCCAGCACAUAUGCAGGCACCAUGGAAAGUGUCUCUGCUGGGCUCUCAGUUGGUAAGCCCAUGGAAGGCUGGCUCAGCCUGGUAGCCCUUUGCGCAGCUCUGUUUAUGCCACCAUCACCCUGUGUGCCUGGUAGGGCCAAGCCUUGGAGAAAAGCUGGCAAGUGGAAGCCUUGAAGCCUCCCACUUGCAAACAGCAUUUUGAGGACUGAAAUUAGGGGAAAAAAAGCUGGGUUUGGGCACUCUUCCUGCUGCGAACAGGCAGUGACAGCCACUGCCCCUUCUUCCUCUGACUCAGCAGAGCACAGCCUAUGAAAGCUUGCCUUUCUUGCACCAUGCACGCAGUUAUUCGGCACCUCCUUGGGUUGACUGACCCUGUUUGUUUGGAAGCACAGCAGUAGCUGCAGGCUGGGCAGGAUGCGUGUUGCAGCUCAGUAGGCUGGCUGGGACUCCUGUUACCAUUGUACACAGCACACCCAGCAACACACCAAUACACCAACACUACCCUGGCUGCUUGCUCAACAUCCUGGGGCACUCAGGCUGUGUAGGUACCCCAUCUGCACCCAAAAAUAUGCACUUUUCUACAGACUUUUACCACCCACUCCACCAGCUCAUGACUGGGGCUGCAGGGAUGCUGGGGGCAUCUCCAGGGCUCACCAUCCCAGUGGACAUCCCCCCCUUCCACUUCCAGCCCCGCCGGAUCAGUGUGGACUGGCGUCGCUUCAGUGCCAUUGAUGUGGAGCGGGUGGCCAGGGAGGUGGACGUGGCUGUGCUGCAGGAGCACAUUGCCAGCAUCACCUUCUGUAACCUGGAUGGGGAGCGGUGCCCCCACUGUGGGCAGCCGGCAGACCCCGUCCUGCUCAAGGUGCUCAGGAUGGCCCAGCUGAGCAUCGAGUACCUCCUGCACUGCCAGGAGCGCCUGGGGACCAGCCUGGCCGUGCACACCCAGCGCCUGGAAGCUGCCCGUGCAGAGCUGGUUUCCACCCAGCAGCGGGCAGCAGAGCAGGCAGUGCAGCUCCAAGUGUCAAAAGAGGAGAGCAGAAGAUGGAAGAAGUUGCUUGCCAUACAGCAGCCCCUUUUGCAAGCUGGCCCCAACAUCUAUUGCAAGUGCCACCUUUGUGAUAAAGCCUUCAUGAACAGCUCCUUCCUGCAAGCCCAUGUGCAGCGACGGCACGCAGAGACCACCGAGAAGGAGAGGAGGAAGAUGAAAGAAGUGGAGCAAAUGGAGGAAGAGGUGGAGGAGCUGAAGGCAAAAUUGAGGGAGAUGCAGCAGCAGCUGGAAGCAGAGAGGAAAGUGGAGAAGCUGCACAGGGAGCAGGAAACAGAGAGAGCUUGCCAGCGAGAAGAAGAAGGCAGGAAAUACCUGGAAAGGUGGAAGGAGGAGGAGAGGACAAAGCUGCAUGAAGAGAUAGAUGGCCUGAAGCAGCUCUUCCUCACAGCAUUCAAAGACAUGGCAAGCAAGAGCAGCGUCAUGGAGGGGAAACUGCAGGAGAUUCAUGCCAGAGAGGUGUUGGAGUCCAACCUGGGAACCCUGAGGGAUGAUGACACCGAGGAGGCAUGGUGGCAGGCAUCAGGCCGGGCAGAGAGGGAGAGGAUGGCGGUGCAGAAAAAGAACAAGACACCCUGUGACACCCCAUCCCAGGACCAGUGGGCAGUUAUGGACCGUGUCCAUCAGCAAAUGGAUGCCCUCAGCACCCACCUCAGGGAGCAGCCCAGACUCACCAAGUCCCAGGAGAAGAAGAUCAAGCUGCUCUCUGCCAGAAAACCUGAAGUGACCCAGGAGGUGACCGAAGUGGAAGCUGAUGAAAAGUCAGCAGGCAGCGAGGAGGCCAUCCAGGAUGUGAAGCAUAGGCUGCGGGAAGCCCUGCGGAGAAACCCAAAUCUCCUGAAGCAGUUUCGCCACAUCCUGGAAGGAGUGCUGGAGGAAAAGCUGGAGAGCAUGGGUGUCAAGAGGGUUGCAAUGGGAAUCUCCACUCGGACCUACAAAAGACUCCAGGCUCUGGUCAGGCUUCAGCAGCAACAGAAGGCUGUGAAAUUUCCUGGUCUCCUCCACCUGAGGGAUGAGUUGGUCCAAGCACUGAUGGAGAAAGUCAAGCGAUGCAAGAAGUCCAGCAGUGCUUUGCCUCAGCAGCUCUCUGCCACCCCAGCUCAAAGCCUGAAGACCCCCAGGUCCCUUCGUGGGUCAAAGCCCAUGAGUAUACCAGCUGCAGUAGAGCCUGAAGCCACAGUGAUCCCUCACCCUGCGUCUUGGAGCAGAGCCCUCUCCAAGUACAGCCCCUCAAGGACUCCUUGGGGCACUAUGGGGACCAGCAGACCCCACCGAGUUGUCCCACGAAGUAGCUCAGAAGUGAUGCUGAGAGGGAAGCAGCUCAGCCUGCUCCCUGUGAAGCCAACGCUCUCUACAGUGAUGCUGGGUGAUGAGACUGAUGGGUCAGACCUGGACUCGCUGGAGGAAAUGGCUGGUUCAGGUACCGCCUGUUCUUGUAGCAACUGCUGUGGGUCAGUGAAGGGAUGGGAACAACCCAGGUUAGUACCACCAGUGUCACUGUGUCACUUUCUUCCUGGGGUUGAAGUGGAACAAGUUGUACUCCACCCAUACCCAGCCAGGCAACAGGGCACUGAUGGCUUUAUCUAUCAACAACUUUUGUACCUGACCCUGCCAGAGUAUUUUAUAGGAUCUUAUAAUAGUUUGGGUUGGAAGGGACCUUAAAGCUCAUCCAGUUUCAACCCCCUGCCAUGGGCAGGGACAUCUUCCACUAGACCAGGUUGCUCCAAGCUCCGACCAGCCUGGCCUUGAACACUGCCAGGGAUGGGGCAGCCACAGCUUCUCUGGGCAACCUGUGCCAACCCCUCACCACCCUCACAGGGAAGAACUUCUUCCUAAUAUCUAAUCUAAAUCUCCCCUCUUUCAUUUUAAAGCCCUUACCUCUUUUCCUGUCACUAUAUGCCGUUGUAGUGACAAAAGCCCCCUUCACGCAUUGGUAUCAACCCCUUUUUCCUAGGGCACAGUAGAGCUUCAUCUCUUCCUCUGCACAGGGGGAAAGCGGACUGUCUAGAGGAUUCAGGGAACCCCACAAGACCCAAAGGGCUGACAAACAUAAGAAGGAAAGCUUGUUUUAACAGUUUGCUUUAUGCUGUAAAACCUGUUG
Messenger RNA from Neopsephotus bourkii (Bourke's parrot), 3558 nucleotides. It is a transcript of the gene DZIP1L, whose product is annotated as DAZ interacting zinc finger protein 1 like. Lineage: Eukaryota; Metazoa; Chordata; Aves; Psittaciformes; Psittacidae. The record is from RefSeq and is a predicted model, not a curated record. Bases 981 to 3119 code for a protein of 712 amino acids. Gene Ontology annotation, cellular component: ciliary basal body; cytoplasm. Gene Ontology annotation, biological process: cilium assembly. The transcript has 13 exons.